AUGAAUCCAAUGGAGGGACCUCCUUCAACCCGGUCAGAUAGGGCGUGGGCAUGGGAGAAGCCGGCUUCAGUUAUGAACUUCGAGAGUAUCUCGGAGGAGCCUGGCUCAGGAUCUACUACACGACCACCGACUGGCCGCACUCGAGGCUUCACCUCUUCCUCAGGACGACAAACCGUGAGAUGGCCUUUCCACAGCUUCAGUAACUCACGGUCUUCUAUUCCAAACUUUCCUCGCCGCCAGUCCAACUCACGAUCUAUCCCGCAAAGUUCGGGUUCUUUCCCUCGCCGUGCUGCCGGCAGCAUCAGUCGCUCCGUCUCUAGCUUUCUCGGCAGCGACAUCAUCCCCGACUAUGUAGUUCACUUCAUGCGCGGCGAGACGCCUGAGACUCUCGCCCAAAGGCACCGCCUUGCCGAUAGUCCUGAGCCUGGACAGUUUCACCGCACACGGCCAUCCCAACUCGAAUUCAUCUACUCCAAUGGCGAUUCACCAGACAACUCAAGACCUGGCACCCCCGGAGCCGAACGGGAGAAAAUGCUCAUGGAUGAACGGCCACAUUCCACUAGAUCCCUUACCACAGGAUGGAGAGCCGGUAUUGCAGUCAACAUGUUCCUGGCCUUCCUCAUCCUUGUGGCUUCUGUCACUUGUCUUAUCCUCGCUUCUGUGAAAGGGCACAUGUCGACUUGGGAGUCUUCGUUAAUGGAAGGUAGUUCGACGACAGUUGAAGGUAUAGCUCGAGGAGUUGGCGCAGCCGUCAAUGUGCUUGCCAUCGUCCUCAUUGCGGGAGCUAACUAUGUUGUUCAAAUUCUCAACAGCCCGACCCGUGCCGAAAUCGACAACGCCCAUACUUCCUUCAAGUGGCUCGAUGUCGGUAUCCCUUCGCUGCGAAAUCUUUCACUCAUCUCCUCGACUAGGGCUACGCUGUCAGGCAUCAUGAUGGCGUUUGCCCUCCUUUCUCAAGUAAUAUAUAAUGCCAUAAUUAUUACAACCGAACAGUCCAAAGAAUCAACAUCUUCGCUCAAUGUCAACGGACCCCUACUCGCCGCGAUCACAGUAAUCAACGUCGUUCUUAUCUUCACUUAUUUCAUUGCUGUUGCCCUGGCUCUCACUCGACAGACUUUCAACCCACUCGUCACACUUGGUGAUGUUCUUGCUUCAUUCAUUGCCGAACCCGAUUACACAACCCAGGAUUCGUGCCUCAUCAACAAGGAGGAGAUUAAGAAAGGGCUAUGGAAUGACCGAGAUGGCAAGUACUGGCAUGCCAGGUCAAACCGCUGGUUCGACAUCCCCUCAUUGAGUCGAUGGGGCGUUUGGUUCUUGACAUGGGUUAUGCCUGUGGGUUUGACAGCGGCUGCUCUGGCUCUGGGAAUUAUGGAGGACCCCAAUAAGGCUUUCUCUACAUUCGGCAAGGCGACGGUGGUGUAUGAUCUUCCCGUGGGCACGUCGAGAUCUGGACUGGCUAUCGUUGCUGCGUUGCCUCAACUUCUCCUGGGUAUUUUGUACCUUUCAAGCAAUGCCCUAUUGACGUUGCUCUUCCUGUCUCACGAACUUACGCAGUUCACGGCCGACCUUCUGCCUUUCCGAGUAUCCUCGGGGCAACCGCUUGGUGCACAGACGACUUCACUGUACCUCACCUUACCUCGACCCAUUUCGUGGAUGCUCUUCUUCUUGGUGUCAGCCAUGGCCUUUCUCCUUAGUCAAGGCAUUCUGCUCGUAUCCGCGGAUGGCGAUGAAGGAUCGACCACAGGUAUCGGCUUUAGCCCUCUACCACUACUUAUCCUCCUGGUUCUACUUGUCGUGCUAGGUCUCUGGAUUGCUGUUCUAUCAUUCAGAAAGGUGGACCCCCGAGGUGCCAUUGAAGACGGAGAAUCGGCCGGCAAUCCACUCGCUUUGGUGGGCGGAACAUGUUCGGCGGUUCUGAGUGCAAGGUGCCAUCGAGUACCGAGAGAGGGCGGUGUUGAGACGCUCAAAGUUCGGUGGGGAGUGGUGCGUGAAGGCGUGGGAAUGAACGCAGGGCACGCAACCUUCUCUGGACGACCAGUUGGUGAUAUCUUGGUGGGAAGAGCAUAUGCUUAA
Messenger RNA from Fusarium sp. VM40, 2073 nucleotides. The record is from the annotation of a GenBank genome assembly. Lineage: Eukaryota; Fungi; Ascomycota; Sordariomycetes; Hypocreales; Nectriaceae.